ACAUGGUGAGUUUUAUGGAAAAGAUAAAAAGCCAGCUGCCUUUGAUAAGACUGUUCUCCUGAUCAAGAAUGCUCACAAACUUUCAGCAGUGAAGUUGUUACAACAGAGACGGUUUGUGAAACUUAAGUAGCCAGGUAGAAUUAUUUUGUCAUAGGGUAAAGGUGUCUGCUGACAGCUUACAAGCCGUGCUGUCAAUUUGCUUUGUACUCAAACAAGCAAUCAGAGCUAAAAAUGGUGGUGAUUGAAAUGAAUUACAGAUCUAUGACAGCCCCGGUGGGGAUUGUCCGUUUCUUUGAGAUUUUUUUGUCCUGUACAGCAUUCAGCCUGGCAGCAUAUGUUCGGGCAUAUGGUGGCAACUAUGGGGCCUGGUGCAUGUUCACUUGGUGUUUCGUCUUUGUUGUCUCUGUGCUCAUCUUGAUCAUGGAACUGACUGGAGUCUGUAAAAAGCUGCCCAUCUCCUGGGAUGACUUCACAUCUGCAUUCUCCAUGUUAGCUGCUUUGAUGAUUUUGACUACUUCAAUAAUAUACCCUAUUAAGUUUCUCAGUGAUAUGAGUGGGACGCAUGGAGUGAAAUAUACCUAUAUAGCAUCUGCAACCGCUAUGUCCUGCCUCUGCUUUGUAGCCUACACUAUUGAAAUUGGACUUACACGGGCUAAACCAGGAGAACUUACUGGGCUGAUGGCUACUGUUCCAGGCCACCUCAAGGUACUAGAGGCAUAUGUAGCAUGCAUCAUUUUUGUAAGUGUGGAUGAAGGACACCUAUACGCUGUCAAUGCAGGACGGCAGUGGUCCAUGGCAGUCUACUGCCUCUGCUUCAUCGUCACUCUGCUCAUCAUUAUCUUAAGCAUCGGCAAUUUAAUACAUAGCAUGCCGUUCCCCUUUGAGAAGUUUUUGGUGGGCUAUAACAUUGCUGCUGUACUUCUAUAUGUUGUAAAUGCCAUAGUCUGGCCCAUUUUCUCUUUUGACAAGAAACUUGGAGGAAAUCAGCGUCAUAAAGACAGCCUAAUUAGCACCACUGUACUUACAUACAUAAACCUGGUGGCUUAUAUUAUUGACUUGGCAUACUCGACAAAGCUGGUGUUUUUCACAACCCAGUAGCUUUAUCAGUCAUGUUUCCUGAGGUAUGGUUUUAUAAGAGCAUUGCUUAACUGGACAUAUGGACAUACAAUUAUUUUAGGAAAUCUUUGUUACAAUUUAUUAUGUGUGUUGUCCUCUGUAAAGAUGAUGUGUCUACUCUGGCAUGUCUUAAUGUGUGGAAGAACUGACUUUGUGUACUAAUUACAACAUUGUCUGUAAACCUAUGGAAAUGUUGGGUAGUUGCUGAAAUUGCUUUGCAUAAACUAAUAUGUCCCCCUGCCAAAUAUUCAAGGUUAGAGUUCUUUUUCUAUUAAAUACAAGUCACUUUUUAUAAAAGUAAGUUUUUUCUUCUGAUACAUUUUUUAAAUACAUGCUUACAGUUUUGUCUUAGUCUGUUGCUAGAUAAGUGGCAAUUGUGACAGCUCUUUCACUUUAAGCGAGUCAGAGUCUAGAGCCGUAUAAAUUUAAUUAUUGUGAUACUGUCUUCUUAGAUUCUAGCGAAAAUCACAAAAGUAGCUGCACAAAGACUAUCAUUUGAAGAGGACUGUAGAAAAGUAGAGUGUGAUAAAAGGCAAUGGAUUUGUCAUUGCCUUGAAUAUGUAACUUUUCCACAAACACAUAUAGUUCCAAAUGAAAAGGAAGUAAGAGUGUGAUUGAAAGAUCACCUUAAUUGGCUUGUGGAAAUGACUGUCAUGCUAUCAGAUGGAGGCCAUGUUUGGGCAGUGCCUUUGUGGGCUUUGGAAAGAAUUAUAACUGUUCUGUUCACUUUUAAAGGAACUCAGGAAAUGUGCUAAUAUUACAGAUGCAUUUUAGUUUAGCUUUCAUUAGUGACCAGACCACCAACAGUCUGAUGUGAGGGUGAUAGCACUGUACUCAUGUAUGUAGCUGAGGGUAUCAUGGUGAGACUUUGAAAGAACAAGUGCCAGGGUUAAGGGGGAUGGAAUGAGUUACUUUUGGGUGUUCUGAGAAGCUGCUUGGCCAUUUAAGAGGCUGUCAGGAUGGAGAGGAUUUAGCCAGCAAAACCUAAUUGGAUCCAAGAAGUGGGAAGGGCAAACCAAACAAAUACAUGGGGCAAUCAAAUUAUUUGAUAUUUUUAAAAUAUGGCUAAUGAAAAUAAAGAAUAAAUAAAGAAAAUAAACUCACACUCCAAAUCAACUGUUUAGAUGUCCUCUAUCUGACACCACUAGAAUCCUUAGUCUCAUCCGUAGUUCGUGUGUGAUUUUGAAGUGAACUGCAUUUAUUUUUUGCAGUUAAACAUUUUUAGGGCUGUCCUCCCAAAAUGUUAAUAUUGCAUGUGAAAGUAUACAACUGCAUGUACAGAAUGAGAAGCUGUUUUUACUCCUGUGUUAGAUUCUUUUUAACCCACCUACUACAUUCUUUGCUCUUUGCCCCCCCCCCCCCCAACAUCUACCUCCUCCGUAUCAUUGAGCCCAGGUUAAAUGGUAAAAUUACAGACCUUUAUUCUACAUGGACUAACUUUCAUGGGUGUGGAGUACCUGUUGAAGGAAUAUGUUGAAAAGGUUAUCGUACGUGUACAAUUCUACAGAACUGCAGCAAACCAGCAAGGCCUAGGGUCAUUGUCAUUAGAUAAAUAUUAACCUGACAGUUCAUGGUACAAGAUCGUCUACAGUCUGACUCAAAUGUCAAGUUACAGCUUAGAAAAAACAUACUGAUAAUUUGCUUGAACAGAGGGUUACAGAAACCUAGUAUUCAGUAAAAGUCAGAACUAUGACUAUAGAAUGUUAUUUUUGAGAUGGCCACUUUAGCUUGCCAGUGUCAUGUAGUAAGGGCAUGUACAUGAAAAAUUCUGACAUAUGCUUUUCCUUAGAAGAUAGGGAGAUUAAACAGGUUGUCACACACAUCUGGAAAUAUAUGACGUAAGAGUCCCUGUGACUUAAGGACUGCCAUCAGUGUAGUCAGCUUGGAAAUGCAUUUGGUACUUACAUUAACAUACAGUCACAAAAAACAGAAAUACUAUUUCUAUAUUGGGAAAAGAACAACAUAUUGGGAUUUAUGGUAUGGGUUUAGGUGCCUUGUAAAAAUUUCAGUCGCUACUUGGUUUAUUUUGAUAUUCAGUUUUUUAUGUUGGUAAAUGAGUAUUUUGAAUAUAUUGGAUAUGGAAUUGUUUAUUGCCUGGUGAUUUGACUCUGGUCCAUUAUUAACUGCUUAUAAAAUCAUUGAUACACGUGACAUUUUAUAAUUAAACUGAUUUGCAAUGUGAUCAGGGAAUGAUAUUUGAAUAGCACUAGAUCAAUUAUUGAUUCUUUAGAACUGGUUCUUUAUGAUCCACUUCCAGAAAUGUUUCAUUUUUAGACUAUUAAAAUCGUAAAAAAAUUAGAGAUAUAGAUGAUUAGGAGUACAGGGGGCAUAUGAUCUAUUUACAUUGUUUUAAAUUUUACUCCAUUACUUAUACUGCAAAAUGCACUUCACUGUAAAUCACAGUUGCUUGUUGUAUGCUAUUGCUAACUGUUUCAAACAAAACAGCUUUGCAUUAAAUAAAAAGGGACCAUGGUUAAAAAGGUAAAGUGUGUCAGUGUAGCACAAAUAUUUGCUUCAAAACUUGUAAUACAUUUUGUAAUAAACUGCCAUAUUUCCUUGCUACACACAAUCAACCAGAGCUAUAUUAUCAGCAGGUUAAAAUGUUUUAAAAUUGUUCUAACAUAAGAUUAAUGGUGCUGCACUGUCUGGGGUUCUGUCUAUUACAAAUAAUGGGCCAGAUUCGAAAAGAGUUGCUGUCAGUGUAAGUCUGCCCUGAUUUAGAAAGACCUACUCUCAGUAUAAGUGACUUACUUUGGUGUAAGGCCCAUCUAUAAACAGGCUUACUGGGGUCCAGAUUCCAUAAGACUUGCUCUCAGCCUGCUCUCAGUGAGAACAAGUCUUUUGGAAUUGGGCCCAAUGUGCCUGUUGUAACAGAACAUGUGCAGUAAUUAAGAGUUUUAUAUAACAUUUCAGGAUUUCCGUGGAACAAUAGCACUCAACAUUUGCUUGCAUUGUUUGUGUUAUUACAGGCAGCUACGCAUUAAAGGGUAGUAACAUGAUCAUUUUGUUGUUUUUGGUUAAAUUAUGGUGAUGUCUUGCUUAAAGAAAGGGAGAUAAAACGAGUAUGUACAAUUCUACUCAUGAAACAAAACAAAACAAAAAUUUUCAAGAUAAUCUGAUAAAACUCCAUUAUCAUAGUUGUUUUUUAUGAAGUUUUCCAAAACAGAAGAAUAGAUCUAUGAAAAACUAAAAAAAUGAAAUAGUAAUAGAGGGUCAGGUAAAUAAUAUGAAGGACCCUAACUGGUGUUGUUUGUGCCACUGUAAUCCCUUUUUUCCUGUAUGAUGUCAGUUCUUCCAAAACAACAUAUGCAAGUUAUAUACAUCAGGCAUAACUUUUGUACAUUUGAACAUUUUCUGCAGUCUUGUCUCUUUCCCUACUGCUGUUUGUUGUGAAUUUGCAAGUCCUUCAGUAUGCAUGCAUCGCAAAUUGUGUGCCCUCUUAAGAAGCGACUUGAAAAAUGGUAAAUUAGAGAGAUUCAUUUUUAUUAUUUUUGGAAACAUUAAAACAAAUCUGUACAUAUGGAUUUGCCCUAAAUAUGUUACCACAAAUAACCUUACCACAGAAAUGUAUUCUUUAAAUGCUUUUUGCUAAUUUCAGUCCUUCAUUUACGGUGGUCCCUUAUUUCCCUUCUAGGUGGAUCAGUGUUGGGACAGCAGGAGUUGGUGCUAUCACAUUGCAGAUGUAAGGGUCCCUGUGUAUCCCAUGACACUCUACAUUCGAUGAAUAGAUGGGGGGUAUUUUGCAUUCGCAGUACAGGAUACUUAGUUAUGUGGGUGAGGGUCUUUUGUCUGCAUACCUGACUGCUAAAUCUCUGACCUUUAGGGAGUAUCUCCCAGAUGGAAGACAUAUGUAUUCCUCCUCCACCCCAUGCACUAAUGAAUGGUGCUAGUUCACGGGUGCUACUCCCUUAGUCAUCCCUCCAUCCUUUGCUGAACAUAUCAUAACUAGGACAUUGGAGGAAUUAAGACUUCUGGCAGUAUAAAUGAAUACCAUCAUGCUAUGAAAACAGGCUGGCACACAGCAAAAUACAAAUAGAACAAAAUGUAAGUAUUCCCAGUUUGUGGCACAAAAUAGCCACCUUGAUCUCCAAGCAUAUUGUUAAUGAGAUUAUACACAAAAUUAAGGAAUGAGAUAUCCAAGACUUGCAUUCCAUCUACUAUUUUCAGUGGUUUCUGCCUGUAUUCCUGUAGUCUUGCAAUUUUACAUUUUAUCUUGUCUCAAUCCCUUUAAGAUCUCAGUUUUUGUUCAGUGAGUGGUUUGCAAGGGUCUGACAGAGAAUAUGGUUCUAACAUUUCCCUUUUAAUUAAUUAAUAAUUCAUUACAAUUUACUGGUUUUAAUUUUAAUGCCUUUGUGCUUGAUGUCAGAGACUGGGACACCUAUGCUUCUUAGUAGGGUGCCUAGACAGGAGACUUUUUUCCUCUGAUUGCCCACUUCCACACUGGGAUACUUACAGAAUUCCAAAUCAGCCCUAAAAGUCCAUCAACAUCAGCAUAUCCUGAACAAGAACUUAUGCCAUUUUUAACCAUCCAAACAUUUGAAAAGAAGGCUGUUUUUAUAAGUUUUUCCCAUUACGUAAGCAGUAAAGGUACAACCAGGUAUGCACACGUCUAAUAUCAUUACUCCUAUUGAAAAUCAGGUAUUCUGUUGUGAUAAGUCUCAAACCAAGGCCCCUAGCAACUAUAGCAUAGUGCAUUAACCCACCAUGCCAUACAUUUUUUUAAGAACCCCUGCCAUGUUUUAAUCAGAAGGGAUUUACCUUUGUUCGAACCCCAUAGCCCAGACAUAAGUAAAUCCUAAUACAUACAUACGUGCAUACCUGGAAAGUGAUUAGUCAGUGUUGUUAAACAUUCUAUUUUUAAAAAAUAAAGGGGAGAAGAAAGUGAACAUUUUUUUCAGUCAUGUUUAACUUUUCCCUUGAGUCUUGUAGACUAAGAACACAAGUAGUGCAGAUGGUGGUGUUCUGUUCUGUAACAAAUUAAAUAAACUGAAUAAAAGCCUUUAACAUUUUGAUGAAUGCAGGGAUGUGACAGGACAAAAAUGAAAUGAAAACCUAGGGUUGAAAUUACCACACAUUAAAAAUGACUCUUGGGUAUCACAGCCCAAUUUAACACAUUAGCCGCACAAAUAAGUUCAGUACAGCAUUCUUUGCAAAAAAAUGCGGCUGGUUAUGUAAAAUGAGAUAUUCUAAUGCAGACACUUGCUGCAUUAUUAAACAUACAAUACUUAAAUAAAGCCAAACAGUGGGAGAUCUAUUUUACACAGGGGUUAGCCAAGUUAUAGAACAGUCUCAUAUCAUGUAUAUAGCUUUGUAUGAAUAUAAACUUCUAUAAAACUCACUUUGUCAGUUUGUAGGCUAAAUCUGAAUAACAAACUAUGUACAAUAAAAUUUUCAGUCACA
Molecule: messenger RNA, 6516 nt
Organism: Protopterus annectens (West African lungfish)
Lineage: Eukaryota; Metazoa; Chordata; Ceratodontiformes; Protopteridae
Product: myeloid-associated differentiation marker homolog
Exons: 1
Coding region: 232-1098 (288 amino acids)
Cellular component (GO): membrane
Source: RefSeq, a predicted model, not a curated record